UUGGCCAAGAGGCCCGUCAAUCAUAUCGCCCAUAUCGGUCUCUUCCGGCUGUGUGUCAGCCCUUCAGCAGCAGCGGCAGCAGCAUCCCUGCCCAAGAGAAGCGAAAUCCGGCCAUCAUCACAGGUGUCCCUGUUUUGGAUGUGGUAACAAGUCUCCAGAGACAACAAAGUGAAAGAGAGACCAUGUUUUAGAGACCCCGUGUUGGCAGCCCAUUAUCUACAAUGAACAAUGAAGACGAGUUCUAUGAUGCCGUCACAGGCUUGGAUUCAGAUGAGUCAUGUGAAGGCACAUCAGAAGCCAGUUUUAAAGAUGCUGUAGUGUAUGACGGCGCUCAGAAGAACAAUGGAGCGGUUCCUCAGGAGAACGGAAUUAAGAAGCACAGGUCGUCUCUUCCUGCCCCCAUGUUCUCCAGGAAUGAUUUUAGUGUGUGGAGCAUUCUCAAGAAAUGUAUUGGACUGGAGCUGUCCAAGAUCACCAUGCCCAUUGUGUUCAAUGAGCCCCUGAGCUUUCUACAGAGAAUCUCUGAGUAUAUGGAGCACACAUACCUCAUCCAGAAAGCCUGCUCACAGUCCGACUCUAUAGAGAGGAUGCAGACGGUAGCUGCCUUCGCUGUGUCUGCGGUUGCUUCCCAGUGGGAUAGAACUGGAAAACCUUUCAACCCACUUUUAGGAGAAACCUAUGAACUCACACGUGAGGAUCAGGGUUUCAGACUGAUCUCAGAGCAGGUGAGUCACCAUCCGCCAAUCAGUGCGUUUCGCACUGAGAGUCUGACUGGUGACUUUGUGUUCCAUGGCUCCAUCUACCCCAAACUCAAGUUCUGGGGUAAAAGUGUGGAGGCAGAACCUAAAGGGACCAUCACGCUAGAGCUUUACAAGCAUAAAGAGGCAUACACAUGGACGAACCCUUUCUGCUGUGUACACAAUAUAAUUCUUGGUAAACUGUGGAUUGAACAGUACGGCACUGUAGAAAUUGUCAACCACAGUACUGGAGAGAAGUGUGUACUGAACUUUAAACCCUGUGGGAUGUUUGGAAAGGAGCUGCACAGAGUUGAAGGUUACAUCCAGGAUAAGAGUAAGAAGAAGCGCUGUGUGAUCUAUGGGAAAUGGACAGAGUGUAUGUGGAGCGUCGACCCACAGGUGUACGAGGCCCAUCGGAAGCUCGAGAAGAAAGGAACAACGGACACUAAAAAACAGAAGGAGGAGCCAGAAGCCGUCAACGAGGAUGCCGAUGAAAUGCCUGAAGUACAGGAGACUGUGGCAGUGAUUCCUGGUAGCACAUUAUUAUGGAGAAUAUCAUCAAGACCGCCUCAUUCAGCAGAGAUGUAUAACUUCACUAAUUUUGCCAUGACGCUGAAUGAGCUGGAGCCUGGCAUGGAAGGAGUGCUGGCACCAACAGACUGCCGCCUGCGGCCUGACAUCAGAGCCAUGGAGAACGGCAAAAUGGAUGAAGCCAGCAGAGAAAAGGAGAGACUGGAAGAGAAGCAGAGAGCAGCUCGUAAAGAGCGGGCCAAAGAUGGUGAAGAGUGGUCGACUAGGUGGUUUCAGUUAGGCACAAAUCCAUAUACAGGAUCACAGGACUGGCUGUACACUGGCGGCUACUUUGAUAGGAAAUACAUAGACUGUCCUGAUAUCUACUGAUGAGGAGGUGCAAGUUCAAAAAGCAGAGGUUUUGUAACCUCCUCCCUCCUUCCUUCCUUCCUUCCUCCCUCUCUCCCCAUCUACAGCAACCCUUUACACGAUGCACCACAUCAUAUCCGGCCAACAACGAUAGCGCUUACGCUCACAUUAACAUUGAGCUGCCUCCAUCUUCAGCACUUGCUGUUUAUGAUUGUGUUUUGUCCUUUGGAAGCGUCUUCUCUCACUUCCCAUCAACCCUUUAGGUUUUAUCAAUGGAGGAAAGCGUCUAAACAACAGUAGGAGAACCAAUUUGCCUUUUUCUGCCUUUGAACGUACACACACCCUCGUCAGAGCUCCAGUUUGUUUGCCGUCAGCAAUGCUGGAGCUCAAUGUAGAUGUAGUUAUAUCACCAAUAAAAUGUGACUCUGAAGUGCUUUGGCCGUUUUCCAUGUACAGUAGGUGUUUAAUAUAUGAAAACUAAUUCCAGAUGUUUUGAGUUUGGCAAGCACUGAGCCACCUCUGAUCCAGCUGUAUGUAGAGCGUGAAGGUGAUCGAGCAUUAAUGAAAUAAUGACAGUAAUGUGUUUAGAGAAUGAUGAUGAAUGUUAAUAAUGAACUGUGUGUGUGUGUGCGCGCUUGAGGUAAUUAAUGUAAAAAGCCAUAGAUUUUGUUUUAAUUGGUACAAUAUUUUGCCUUUUGGAUUUUCAGUUUCAGAUUAAAUUUAUGUGAUAUAGCCUCAUCACGCAUUUAUGGUGAAGCGUUUUAAAAAUGGCCUCUUUUUUCCUUUCACUGUUUUUUUCCACAGAGCCUCAAAAUAGGCUGAUUGUACCCACAUUCGAUAAGGCUUUGUUGACAUACUGUAAAUGUACAUAUUAAUAUUUCACAGUUUUUCUAAUGUAUUGGUGUCCCACUAAAUUGUUCCUCAAGCACUAUCAAUUGAAUUUGUUUUAUGAAAACUAGGUGUCAUGGGUUGUUUUAUUCAUCAGCAUUUGCAUCUGUUAUCACUGUUCUCAAAUAUAGACGUGUACACUGUGUAUUUGAGAUUCUGGCGAAAUCUAUGCAACCCAUCAAACUGCUCAAACCCCGCAUAAUAAUGAACAUACAGAAUGGCAGCUUAUGGAAGUGUAAAUAUAACGCGCAUCAUAUUUGAGAGAAUAUUUCCUGCCUGUAGAUGCCAUGAGAAGUAUUGUACACCUUGUAAUGUACUCAUUCGGACCAUAAAGCGAUUAUUUUCAUGUAGAGACGAUCUGAAGCGUGCAGGUCAAACGAGCGGGUUUGAAGCACACCGAUGCAACCAUUGUUGCUCUGCUCUUAAGUACACAAACGUGUUUUAUUUCCCACAGUGCCUGACUUUCAAUACAUCCGUGAGUCACUAGUACUUCAUCUUGAGCUGUUUGUUCUCCAUUUAAGGGUGAUUUAUUUGAAUAUGUUAGACAUUUAAUUUGAUUUUCUAACCACGUUUCUCUUCGUCUGAGUACUAAGCGUCUGUUACACACGACAUUCAGUGCACUACUUGUUUUGCAUCCUGUAUUGUGUCUGUUCCUUCAUUAAAUGUACAUUCGAUUAUUUGAAAACUAGCGUUAUAAAACUAAUAUUCCACAAUUAAACUCUAGAUUUUAUUUUUA
Onychostoma macrolepis is the source of this 3240-nucleotide messenger RNA. RefSeq names its product oxysterol binding protein-like 2b (gene osbpl2b). The coding region runs from base 222 to 1637 and encodes 471 amino acids. The record is from RefSeq and is a predicted model, not a curated record. The transcript is spliced from 14 exons. Gene Ontology annotation, molecular function: cholesterol binding. Gene Ontology annotation, cellular component: intracellular membrane-bounded organelle; cytosol; membrane. NCBI's taxonomy places the organism in Eukaryota, Metazoa, Chordata, Actinopteri, Cypriniformes, Cyprinidae.